AUGCUCACAUAUCGAAGAUCAGAUCAUCUGGAGAUGAUUGAAUAUUCAGACUCCGAUUUUGCUGGAUGCUUGGAUAAUAGAAGAUCUACUUCAGGCUAUAUUUUUAUGCUUGACGGAGGGGUUAUAUCUUGGAAGAGUGCUAAGCAGACACUAGUAGCCACUUCUACUAUGGAGGCAGAGUUGGUAGCAUGUUAUGAAACAUCCAAUCACGGGAUUUGGGUGCAGAACUUUAUUACAACAUUACAGAUCGUUGAUAUUAUUGAUAAGUCACUGAAGAUCUACUGUGAUAAUAAAGCUGUAGAACUUUAUGACAAGAACAAUCAUAGUUCGUACAAGUCUAAGCACAUCGACAUCUAG
Messenger RNA from Zingiber officinale, 357 nucleotides. Its product is annotated as secreted RxLR effector protein 161-like. NCBI's taxonomy places the organism in Eukaryota, Viridiplantae, Streptophyta, Magnoliopsida, Zingiberales, Zingiberaceae. Bases 1 to 357 code for a protein of 118 amino acids. The record is from RefSeq and is a predicted model, not a curated record. The transcript has a single exon.